UCUGUCAGCUCACUGGCAGACUGCACACACCCACACAGACGCUUGCCUUCACCACUCUGCCUUCAGUAAGGGCAAGCAAGCCUGACCACUGCUCAGAUCUUCAUCUGCCAUCCACUCCUCUCUCUCUCGCGUGCUCUCUCUCUCUCUCUCUCUCUCUCUCUCUCUCUCUCUCUCUCUCUCUCUCUGUGUGUGUGUGUGUUUUUCUCCAUCUUGCUCUCUAUGUCUCUCAAUCUUUCUCUUCACUCUUCACGUCAAAAACCCGCAGGACAGGUGUGAGGCAGGCAGAUAGAAGAGACAAUGUGCUUCCUGACACAUGUACUGGCCUCUGCCUCCACCAUCCAGCCUGGCCCUGUGCUCUGCCUUGUGCUGAUGACCGCGGCUGUGGCCACGGAUCGGACGAGGAGGAGUCCUUUCUCAUGGAAAACAGGGGCGUGGGGGGUGUGCAUAGCUGAGGAGUGUGGCUCGGCGGGUCUGCAGUUUCGGUCCGUGUGGUGUGCUCACACCGAGGGCUGGAACACACACCAGUCCAGUUGUCCCCCACGCCAGCGUCCAGCCCAGCAGCGUGCGUGCGUGAAGGUGUGUGAGUGGCAGCAGCAGGUGUUUGAGUGGCGGCCGUCUCCGUGGGGCCCCUGCACGCCGUCCGGCGCCUCACCGCCGGCUGAUGGGUGUGUGACGGCACAGCGUGGGCUGCAGAGGCGGAGUGUGACGUGCGCACGCCGCUCCAACCGCACAAGUGUGAGCCCACAGGCGUGCGAGGCCUUCGCUCCCGUGCCUGAGCUGGAACAGGCGUGCUUGCUGCCAUGCCCGUUAGACUGCGUGGUCUCCACCUUCUCCCACUGGUCGCCAUGCAGCCGCACCUGUGGCCCCGCCCUCCAGCACCGCACGCGGAAGGUGUUGGCCCCGCCCCUUUACGGUGGCGCAGAGUGUCCCGGCCUCACUCAGACCCGCCCCUGCGGUCAUUACAGCACCCACCCCGCCCUCUGUCCUUCUGACCAACAGGAGCACAGCUACAGCUUGUGGGCCGGGCCUUGGAGUGCGUGCAGACGCAAAGGGACAGCGCCCAUUGGAAGGACCACGGUGGACUUUAGUAGUGGCAUGACUGGACUGAAAACACCGAAACCUUCCUAUGCAGUCAAAGGCCAUUCUGAGAUCAUCGACUUUCAGCGCCAUCCCUCUGAUCAAGACACAAACCCCAGAGCAUCUUGGGAUGUUCAGAUUGGCUACCAGACACGCCAGCUUCGUUGCACACAUAGCAACGGCAAGAAUGCCAUGCUGAGUCUUUGUGACCAUCACAGCACCCCUGUGAACUUUCGAUCUUGUGUAAUGCCCAAGAACUGUGAGGUUUCUGAUUGGUCAACAUGGAGCUCAUGCUCCAAAACCUGUAGGACCUCUGACCAAUCGCCAGGCUUCAGACAUAGGAAGCGACACGUGAUGCGAGCCCCUGUUGGUGAAGGGGAAACAUGCCCCUCCCUAGAAGAUGUAGAGGCUUGUCAUACUCUGGAGAACCUAUUGCCGCCUUGCCCCAGGUAUGACUGGAAGGUGACAAACUGGGGUCCAUGUCAGGUGGGUCCCCUUCUCAGUCAACAGGACCGUCGCCAGGGCAACAACAGCAUCUUGUGCGGAGGUGGGAUCCAGACGCGAGAUGCCUACUGUGUCAGGAACCCUGACAGCUCAACCAAGGCCCGGGUGUCGAGACCAGUUGGACAGAGUUUGUGUACUGGUCUCCUCCCACCUUUGACCCAGCCUUGCUCCAUCCCCUGUUCAAAACCUUGUCGUCUUUCACCCUGGUCACCUUGGGGACCUUGUCUCCUUGACAACAGUCUGGAGCAUCAUCAGCAGAAAGGUUUCAAGCUACGGAUGCGCUCUAUUGUUGAAGAGGCCCAGGGUGAGUCUGAGUCCUGCCCUCAGGUUACAGAGGAAGUGACCUGUGACGAGCCCGUAAGCUUCCUGUUGCGUAUGACAUCACGAGGACCCUGUGUGCCUCUGGAGGGAGUCUGUGGCCCCGGAGCCCAGGAGCAGAGCGCCGCGUGCGUGACAAUCACAGGAGAAACUGUCCCUAGUGUGAGAUGUCCAGGAGUCCCUCCUCCAAGCCGGCUGGCGUGUGAGGUGCCCUGUCCUGGGGACUGUGUGCUGGGAGACUGGGGCCCCUGGUCUCCCUGGUCUCCCUGUUCUCACCUCUGCUCCAGUGAGCGCGUCCAGGAGAUCCAGGCUCGUACCCGCUCUGUUUUCGCACCUCCAGGAGAAAAGCGGAAGGGAUGCUUGCCCGCCCCUGUUCUGGAGCAGUGGAGACCCUGUAGCAUCCAACCAUGCCUGCUAUACUACUGGGACAUGGCUGCCUGGGGCCCAUGCACUAUAGACCCCAGCACAGACAGGAACGCCUCAGUCCAGAAAGAGGUGGAGGAGAGAACCUGCGGCACGGGAGCACAAACUCGCCAAGUCACCUGCAGGAGGCUUGGCCAGGGGCAGGUGGAGUCGCAAUGGUGCCCUGACUCCACCCGGCCGAACCACGUCCGUUUCUGUGCUCUUCCGUGCAAGGUGGACUGCAUAGUUACGCCUUUCAGUGAAUGGAGUCUGUGUCCAACCUCCUGCUCACCACUGAACGCCACAGUUAGCACGCAGUCUCGGUACCGGAUCGUCAUCCAGCGACCAGCCAACGGUGGUCAGCACUGUCCAGCCACAGUGUUUGAGGAGAGAGAAUGUAAGCCACGCCCUCUCUGCCCGACAUACAGAUGGCAAACCCACAUCUGGCAUCACUGCGUUCUAGUUCCUGAUUGGGUGAGACAGGCCAUGGGAAGGCACACAGAACCAUGUGGACUUGGCCUGGAGACCAGAACUGUCACGUGUGUCCGCAUGGACAAUACCCCUGCAGAUAUAGCAGAGUGUAUGCAGUGGUCAGGUGCCAUGCCCACCACAGUGCGCCAAUGUCGGGUGGCAUGCAGAGAUGACUGCAGAUUUAGCUCCUGGACUAGAUUCUCCAGGUGCCAGGGCUGUGGAAGUUGGCGCAUUCGCACGCGCUCACUCACAGGCCGCAGUAGAAGGCACCGCCUGUGCCAACAGGCAGCGUUGGUGGAGAAAGAAGCCUGCCCCUGCUCCAAGCCCCAAACCCGACCCCACGGGCCAUGGUCCCAGUGCCUGCUGGCUCCAUUCUCCCAGCACACAGGGUAUGCACCCACACAGAGGGCUCAGCGUCAGGGACAGGGGGUCACCCUGGGCUGGCAAGACCAGACACCGAGCAAGGCCUGUGGGCAAGGAUGGUCCUACAGAGCCCUUGCCUGUCUGGAUCAUCAGGGACAUCUGUGUGAGCCAGCAUUGUGCAAUAGUAGUGGUAUUGAAGAGGAAGUGUGUCUCGUGCCAUGUCCUCUUGACUGCAGGCUGAGUGAGUGGUCUGCCUGGUCUCCCUGCAGCGCACCCUGUGGUGGGGGGGUGAAAAUGCGCUCUAGGUGGCUAAGAGAGAAACCCUUCAAUGGUGGGCGACCGUGCCCGAAACUUGACUUCAGGAAUCAGGCUCAGGUGUCUGAGGUAGUGCCCUGCUACUCAGAGUGCGAUCGCUACGUUUGGGAGGCCGAGCCCUGGUCCGUGUGCACCAUUGAUCCUCCCCCCACCCUCAACACCAGCACCGCACCGAUCCGACGGACGUGCGGAGACGGUGUCCGGACCCGCAGGAUCCGGUGUGUAAGGAAGGAAGCUGGGAGGAUUGUGGAUGGCUCUCUGUGUGGCCAGGAUGAGAUGCCAGUCACAACCCAGACCUGCCUGCUACCAUGUCCAUCCCAUUGUGUCACAUCUGAAUGGAGCCAGUGGAGUGAAUGCCCCAUGGGUUGUAAUGAGAGAGAGUUCAGAUGGAGGAGUAAGACAGUUCUGAGGAGGCCAGGAAGCGGACACACGUGCCCAGAGUUAAAUCAGACGCAGUCUUGUGCCUCUACCACCUGCCUCACACAUUCUUAUGCUUUCUCAGACUGGAGCACUUGUCAGCUGAGUGACCGUGCAUUAUGUGGUCAAGGAACAAAAUCCCGCCUGCUGAACUGUAUCCGUAGCGACGGAAAGCUUGUGGAACUGAGCAGGUGUAAGGAGUGGGGUCCUUCACGAGGGAGACUCUCUGCUCCCUGUGAAGUAAGCUGUCCAGUCGACUGCCUGCUCACUGACUGGUCACCUUGGUCAGAGUGCUCACACACAUGUGGAGCCCAAAGUAAGAUGACCCGCUCCAGGGUGGUUCUGCAGCAGGCAGUAGAAGGGGGUCGUCCAUGCUCUUCUCAGCUGUCCCAGACCAAAGCCUGUCCCAUCAGGCCCUGCUACAGCUGGGAACUGGGAGAGUGGAGCGCCUGCACAGUGGAGGGGGCGCACUGUGGAGAAGGCGUGAGAGAGAGGAACCUCUCCUGCAUGGUGCACUGGGGCUCCGCCCCCAGCAUUCCCCUUCCUAAAGUCGUGCAAGAGGAGAGAUGCACAGUAGGCGGGCUGAGCAAAGCCAUGGAGGUGGAGCUUCGGCAGUCCUGCUCCAUUCCCUGCCCAGGAGACUGUCACCUGACUGAGUGGUCACCCUGGAGCACGUGCCAGCUGCCGUGUUUGGACGGGCGGAGUUUUGAGACACGCGGGCAGCAGGCACGGUCCAGGGCUGUGGUCAUACAGGUCCCAGAGAGCAGGGAUUCCUGUCCCAGCCAGGUCUACGAGACGCGGGCGUGCCACAGAGGAGCGUGUUUCAGCUAUGAGUGGGUCACUGGUGGAUGGCUGGACAUGAAGCGAGAAGUGUGGUGCCGUCGCUCAGAUGGGCUUAACGUCACUGGAGGAUGCCUGCCUCAGAAGAAACCCCCCUCGGGCCGAGGCUGUCACCCCCUCUGUGCCAAGCCCUUCUCUUUCUGCACACAGAGCGGGGUGUGUGUCUGCGAAAAAGGCUACACUGAGGUCAUGACCUCACACGGCUUCCUGGACUACUGCACAAAAACGCCGGGCGCAGACCACAAAAAGGCCGAGGCGAAGAACGGCGAGGGGCGCCCGAGACGCGGCCAUAUGCAGGACCAAAGCGGCCUCGGGGGCUGGGCCCUGCAGCCCGUGGGCCCUGAUGGACGGAUCAGGCUGUGGGUGUACACGCUGAUGGUGGUGGGAUUCCUCAUGGUCCUCCUCAUCAUCACAAUGUCCUUCCUGCUGUGUAAAAGCCCCAAGGACAGUCCAAACGCCUGCAGCUCCCAGAAAGCUCUGACGUUUGCUUAUGAUGGAGAUGCAGACAUGUGACCACUCUGUCACUGGCCUGCAGUUCCAGCUUGUGCUGCUCGGAGCUGCUGAGCCAGACGCAGGUCAAUCCAGUGCAGCAGAUGCUGUGAAGCACACAGUGCUCUUAAAACACUCCUCGUGCCUCUAAAUGUGACCUGUGUGUUGUUGUGGACCAAUCUCUAAGGCCCUUUUGGAUGUUUGCAGUCAGGUUUGGUUAUUACAAAACAGGUGUAUACAAGGCUAAGCAGAGUUGUAAUGAUGAAAAGAUGGUAGAUAAUAUGUCUAUAAUGUGACCAUUGCGUUUUCUCUAGCGUCUGAAAUCAUGAUGUGUUAACGCGAAAAAAAAAGAAUAAACCCAUUUUAGUCAAAUUAGGUUGCGUUUAUGCACUAUGUUAGUGCAGUAUCCAGUGUGUCACUCUAUAUUAGUGCAUUCUCUCUCAGUCUUCACAUUGUAAACUUACACUUCAGUGGUUUUUAUGCCACAGGAUGCUGGGUGACACUUGGCUUUUUUGUGUGAGUUUAGUUGUUUUUUUUUUAACUGAUUGACAUUUGAAUUGCAUUAAAUCCUGAAAUUUCAUUCAUCACGGCUGUGGCUUAAUUCAAACCUGAAAGCAGGAUUCAAUCAGAUAACAUUUGGAGUAGUCGUUUAAGUCUUUUGUGAUACUUGUCACAGUUGUGUUUUGACUGGUUCAUAAAUAAAUUAGAAUCUUAUACAAAAGGGAUAAAUCUGUUUUGAUUCAGCAAGAUAUUGUAGUGUGUAGAACACACAAAUAUUUCCAGACAUAAUUUCUGAUUAAAGGCACAUCUGAAAUUAUGGUUUAGCCUAUUUUAACAUUCUCAACUCUAUGCAAAGUGCAAAUGUUAUAUAACCUAUUUUGCAGCACUUCUCUUCAUCUUGGGAAUUUUCUCUCUGAUAAUA
Electrophorus electricus (electric eel) is the source of this 6118-nucleotide messenger RNA. The record is from RefSeq and is a predicted model, not a curated record. Lineage: Eukaryota; Metazoa; Chordata; Actinopteri; Gymnotiformes; Gymnotidae.